Messenger RNA from Candidula unifasciata, 1818 nucleotides. Lineage: Eukaryota; Metazoa; Mollusca; Gastropoda; Stylommatophora; Geomitridae. The record is from the annotation of a GenBank genome assembly.
AUGAGCACCAGUGACUGCAUUUCUCAACUGGCCAAUGAGAUAGCAAAAACUGUUAUCAACACAUACAAGAAGUUGCCGAAGAAGGGAAAGCCGCAGUCAAACAGAGAGUGGACGUUAUUGUCAGGUGUUGUGAUGAGCGUUAAAGAAAAAUCUGGAAUUAAGCUGCAGACAGUGUCACUAGGUACUGGCUCUAAAUGUAUUGGGAAGUCCAAAAUGAGUCCCAAGGGUGAUGUUCUCAAUGACAGCCAUGCUGAGGUGUUAGCUAGAAGAGCAUUUCUCAGGUUCCUGUACACGGAGCUGGGAAAAGCAUACCAGGCAACAAGUGAGGUUUUUCUCCCUCCUUCGGCAGAGCUUGGGAACCGCUGCUUGCUGCGGCCAGAUGUCGCCUUCCACUUCUUCACUAGCCACACACCUUGUGGAGAUGCUUCCAUUUUCCCUAAACAACAUGAAUGUGGCCGUAAGAAAGAUUCACAGCAAGAUGGCCCCCACCACUCUUUUGAGAAUAUUCAUGUGAUUGGAUCUGAACAACAUACAAACAAAUCAUCUUCUUUUAGCAGACGCAAGACUGGGGAUAAUUCAGCACAGUUUGUGACAUUGCAAGACUGUCACAACUUGACAGGAGCUGUUGAUUUGAUUUUACAGGACAUUCCUGAAUGUAAAGAUCUGUCUUUAGAUUCUGAACAUCUUCAUUGUAGAGAAACAAACAGUGAGAUGCAUUCACUUAAUACUAUGGAUUCUAACAAUUUCCGAAAUCACACUGAUGAAAACAAAAAGUUACUUGCACACAGUACCGCAGAUGUUGGGAGUGCUUCCAACAACAGUGCCUUGGAUGCUGGGAGUUUUUCCAGCAACAGUACCGUAGAUGCUGGGAGUUCUUCCAUCACAGAGCUAGCAGGCAUCAGGCAUAAUGCACCCACAGAGGAUUCUACCAUCUCUUCUGUGCCUGUGACAGUGUCUCGGAAAAGAACUUUUGAACACAACAAAUCAUACACAUUAGAAGACGGCUAUGAUAAUAUUGCUGUCCACGAUGUUUACAGGACCGGAGCAAAGUGUGUGCCCGGUGACGUUCAAGACCCUCUGGCUCCAGCGUCCCGGUAUCACACAGUGGGACUACUGAGGACCAAGCCUGGCCGGGGAGAAAGGACUGAGAGCAUGUCGUGUAGUGACAAGAUAGCCAGGUGGAAUGUGCUUGGAUGCCAGGGGGCGCUGUUGUCACAUUUUAUGGCAAAACCUUUAUACUUUUCCAUCAUUGUUGUUGGCAAGUGUCCUUACAGUGUUGAAGCAUUGCGACGUGCUGUGAUAUCUAGAGUUAUCCCCCUGACUCCAGCAUUAUCUCCCCCUUUUCACGUCAAUGAGCCAGUGUUGGUACAGUCUGGAGACCAUGAAUUUGAAGCCAGUCGUGACCUGGUCGAGCAGACCAGACUUGAGGCAGCACAGACACCAGGUAUCAGCAAGGUUGUACCUUCAGCUUCAGCAAUCUCAUGGUACUUGUCUUCCGAAACUGACUCUGCCAACCACGAUGUCACUGUAAAUGGCCGCAGACAAGGCAUCACAAAGAGUGAUAUUCACAAACCUCAAGCUAGAAGUUCUGUCUGCAGUCUAUCCUUGUUUCAAUGCUUCCAUGCUCUACUGCAAGGAAUAGAAACAGUUUCAAGACCCGCUACUCUCAGAAGUGAGGAGCUGAAGACCUUGACCUACAGUGAAACAAAAUUGUUGUCAAAUGAAUAUCAGACAACAUGGGCAGAAUUAAGAAACUCUGUUUUCAGAACAUGGAUUGUAAAGCAAAGAGAUUUAUUGCAGUUUUAUGUAAAUGAAUAA